AUGCUGUCCCGAACACUGCUCAGAACCCCUUCAAGGGGCCUGAAUGCCCUCUCCAGAGCCAGCCCGCUCUCUGCAAGAAACCAGACCCGCUUGCUGUCAACCUCAUCCGCCCGACAUGCCGACGACAAGCUCAACAAGGUCUCCGCCAACAUCACACAGCCCAAGUCCCAGGGCGCCUCGCAGGCCAUGCUCUACGCCACCGGCCUCACCGACGCCGACCUCAACAAGGCCCAGGUCGGCAUCUCCUCCGUCUGGUACGAGGGCAACCCCUGCAACAUGCACCUGAUGGACCUGUCGGGCCUCGUCCGCGAGUCCGUGGCCAAGGCCGGCCUCGUCCCCUACCGAUUCAACACCAUUGGCGUCAGCGACGGCAUCUCCAUGGGCACCACUGGCAUGCGCUACUCGCUGCAGAGCCGAGAGAUCAUCGCCGACAGCAUCGAGACGGUCAUGAACGGGCAGUGGUACGACGCCAACGUCAGCUUGCCCGGCUGCGACAAGAACAUGCCCGGCGUUGUCAUCGCCAUGGGCCGCGUCAACCGCCCCAGCAUCAUGGUCUACGGCGGCACCAUCAAGCCCGGCUGCACCAGGGGCGGCGACUCCAUCGACAUUGUCUCGGCCUUCCAGGCCUACGGCCAGUACAUCUCGGGCGAGAUCACCGAGGAACAGCGCUACGACAUCAUCCGCCACGCGUGCCCCGGCAGCGGCGCCUGCGGCGGCAUGUACACGGCCAACACCAUGGCCACGGCCAUUGAGACCAUGGGCCUGACCCUGCCCGGCAGCAGCAGCAGCCCUGCCGAGGACCCGAAGAAGAAGGCCGAGUGCGAGAGCGUCGGCGCCGCCAUCCGCAACCUCCUCAAGGAGGACAUCCGGCCGCGCGACAUCCUGACCCGCCAGGCCUUUGAGAACGCCAUGAUUGUCACCACCAUCCUGGGAGGCAGCACCAACGCCGUCCUGCACCUAAUUGCCAUUGCCGACUCCGUCGGCGUCAAGCUUACCAUUGACGACUUCCAGGCCGUCUCUGACCGUAUCCCCUUCCUUGCUGACUUGAAGCCGUCCGGCAAGUACGUCAUGGCCGACAUGCACAAGAUCGGCGGCACCCCCGGCCUGCUCAAGUACCUCAUCAAGGAGGGCCUCAUUGACGGCUCCGGCAUCACCGUCACCGGCAAGACCAUGAAGGAGAACGUCGAGAGCGCCCCCGACUUCCCCGCCGACCAGGACAUCAUCCGGCCGCUCACCAACCCCAUCAAGCCCACCGGCCACAUCCAGAUCAUGCGCGGCUCCCUCGCCCCCGGGGGCUGCGUCGGCAAAAUCACCGGCAAGGAAGGCCUCCGCUUCGUCGGCAAGGCCCGCUGCUACGACGCCGAAUCCGACUUCAUCGACAGCCUGGAAAAGGGCGAGAUCAAGAAGGGCGAGAAGACGGUCGUCAUCAUCCGCUACGACGGCCCCAAGGGCGGACCCGGCAUGCCCGAGAUGCUGAAGCCUUCGUCCGCCAUCAUGGGCGCCGGACUGGGCAAGGACGUGGCGCUGUUGACCGACGGCCGCUUCUCGGGCGGCUCGCACGGCUUCAUCAUCGGACACAUUGUCCCCGAGGCCAUGGAGGGCGGCCCCAUUGCGCUCGUCAAGGACGGCGACGAAAUCACCAUUGAUGCCGAGAAGCGCAUCAUCGACCUCGAGAUUUCGGAGGAGGAGAUGGAGAAGCGGAGAAAGGCGUGGAAGGCUCCCAAGCCGAGAUACACAAAGGGCACGCUGUCCAAGUAUGCCAAGCUGGUGAGCAAUGCUUCCACGGGAUGUGUCACGGAUGGUGCCAUUGCGUAA
Molecule: messenger RNA, 1815 nt
Organism: Trichoderma reesei QM6a
Lineage: Eukaryota; Fungi; Ascomycota; Sordariomycetes; Hypocreales; Hypocreaceae
Product: dehydratase family
Exons: 2
Coding region: 1-1815 (604 amino acids)
Biological process (GO): branched-chain amino acid biosynthetic process
Cellular component (GO): mitochondrion
Molecular function (GO): dihydroxy-acid dehydratase activity
Source: RefSeq, a predicted model, not a curated record